AUGUCUGUCAGAACCCUGCGAAUCGGCCUCAUCCCCGGUGACGGCAUCGGCAAGGAGGUCAUCCCCGCCGGCCGCCGUGUCCUCGAGGCUCUCCCCGCCUACCUCGGCCUCAAGUUCGAGUUCACCGACCUCAAGGCCGGCUUCGAGACGUUCGAGCAGACCGGUGCCGCCCUCCCCGACAAGACCGUCGAGGUCCUCAAGAAGGAGUGCGAUGGCGCCCUCUUCGGCGCAGUCUCCUCCCCGACCAACGCCGUCAAGGGCUACUCCUCCCCCAUCGUUGCCCUCCGCAAGAAGCUCGACCUCUACGCCAACGUCCGCCCCGUCAAGACCGUCCUGACCGCUGCCAAGCCCAUCGACAUGGUCAUCGUCCGCGAGAACACUGAGGACCUGUACGUCAAGGAGGAGAAGACCUACGAGGGCCCUAACGGCAAGGUCGCCGAGGCCAUCAAGCGCAUCAGCGAGCGCGCCUCCCACCGCAUCGCCGCCAUGGCCGGCGACAUCGCCCUCCGCCGCCAAAAGAUCCGCGACGCCGGCGCCGCCAGCAUCCACAAGUCGCCCCUCGUCACAAUCACCCACAAGUCCAACGUCCUCUCCCAGACCGACGGCCUCUUCCGCGCCACCUCCAAGCUCGCCCUCUCCGACCCCCGCUUCGCCUCCGUCGCCGUCGAGGAGCAGAUUGUCGACUCCAUGGUCUACAAGCUCUUCCGCCAGCCCGAGGACUACGACGUCAUUGUCGCCCCCAACCUGUACGGCGACAUCCUCUCCGACGGCGCCGCCGCCCUCGUCGGCUCCCUUGGCCUCGUUCCCAGCGCCAACGUCGGCGAGGGCUUCGCCAUUGGCGAGCCCUGCCACGGCAGCGCCCCGGACAUCCAGGGCAAGAACAUUGCCAACCCCAUCGCCACCCUCCGCAGCGCCGCCCUCAUGCUUGAGUUCCUCAACGAGGAGACCGCCGCCGCCAAGAUCUACGCCGCCGUUGACGCCAACCUCGAGGAAGGCAAGCUCCUCAGCCCUGACCUGGGCGGUACCGCCAAGACCGACGAGGUUGUCGAGGACAUUCUCCGCAGACUGUAA
Molecule: messenger RNA, 1071 nt
Organism: Colletotrichum spaethianum
Lineage: Eukaryota; Fungi; Ascomycota; Sordariomycetes; Glomerellales; Glomerellaceae
Product: homoisocitrate dehydrogenase
Exons: 2
Coding region: 1-1071 (356 amino acids)
Biological process (GO): tricarboxylic acid cycle; isocitrate metabolic process
Cellular component (GO): mitochondrion
Molecular function (GO): NAD binding; magnesium ion binding; isocitrate dehydrogenase (NAD+) activity
Source: RefSeq, a predicted model, not a curated record